This is a messenger RNA of Eucalyptus grandis, 1190 nucleotides long. RefSeq lists its product as uncharacterized. The record is from RefSeq and is a predicted model, not a curated record. The transcript has 6 exons. Lineage: Eukaryota; Viridiplantae; Streptophyta; Magnoliopsida; Myrtales; Myrtaceae. The coding region runs from base 332 to 862 and encodes 176 amino acids.
ACCGUUUUCAUCACCAAUCUCUCUCUCUCCCCCCCUCCUCGCCCUGCAAUCUUCACGUGCCGUCUCUGAGCAGUUGCUAGUUAUCCGUUUGUUUCUCUCCUGCAAAUCUUAUCCGCUGCCCCCUCCUUUUCUGGAUCUUCGAGUCUGUCUCUCUCUGCGUGUGUUUUUCUGUCACGGCCUUGUGUCUACCCAACACAAACCCAAAUCUAAUCUUAAAAUUCUCGUUUUUUUGAACCGAAGGAGUAGUAGUUUUGUUCGUUGUGUCGAGUGUUUAGAGGGGUCGUUUUUUGGUUUUUCUGACCGAGCUCUGUUGAGUCAAGUCGAGAGAAUAAUGGAAAAGAGCAGGAGGCAAGUGGGCAACUCUUCUUCUUCCUCACCUAACAACACCAACGCUAGCAACAGUUUGGAUCAUCUCUUUGGUCCCAAAGACUCAUUUUCUCCUUCUUCCGGGAGCUUCGGCUCUAUUUUCCCUCCACCGUCCACGGUCCUAGGGAGGACUAACAACCAUUCUCGUUCCGAGACAUUUAUGGGCUCCCCCAGAAACCCGGAUUCGGGAAAUCAAGCCAGCGGUUGCAAAUAUGAAAAUCCAGGAGCGAGUACAGGUCAAAGCUUUAAGGUUGAUGGGAAUAAUGCAACUAGCAAGGCCAAGAGUGUCAUAUACCAGAGUGAAGCAGCUGAGCCAUGCUAUCUGAGCUCAUCCAUCUACUAUGGUGGACAAGAGAAUUAUUCCCCAAGAACCACCGCUAGGACCGCCGAAUCUCACUCCACGUUCAAGAAAGAUGGUGUCGAGGAUGAAUCGAACGGAAGCAACUUGGACAGUGCUUCAAGAGGAAAUUGGUGGCAGGGGUCGCUCUACUACUGAGGCGUUCCUCUUUCACCAUAUAUAACCCGUAUGCUGACUGCCCUAAGCCGGAACAACAGACUCUAAUCAGAAUAUGAAGGCGUAGAGUAAUGAAGUAGAGGAGUAAAGUAUGAUUGCCAAACGGGACUUGUGGCUUGAUGCGAUCUUUUUUGUCUCAGCAAGUGAAGUUUCCGAUGUCUAUCUGAUAUGAUGACAAUCAAUAAAUCUUAUGCAAGUUUCGCUGUACUGUGCUAUUAAAGGAGAGACCUGUUAACUUCUCCCGUCGAUCUAACCAUGUGACCGGGAAACUCUCACUUUGCUUUUCAAUGAAUUGUUGGAUUGUCCAAAA